AUGGAGCAGGAGAAGUACCUGCCCGAGCUGCUGGCGGAGAAGGACAGCCUGGACCCCUCCUUUGUUCACGCCAUGCGUCUCCUGGCCGACGAAAUAGAGAAAUUUCAAGGUUCUGAAGGCAAGAAGGAAGAUGAAGAGAAGAAAUACCUGGAUGUCAUCAGCAACAAAAACAUCAAGCUGGCAGAAAGAGUCCUGAUCCCUGUCAAACAAUAUCCAAAGUUCAAUUUUGUUGGGAAAUUGCUUGGACCAAGAGGAAACUCCUUGAAGAGGUUACAAGAAGAGACAGGUGCCAAAAUGUCCAUCCUGGGGAAAGGAUCCAUGAGGGACAAAGCCAAGGAGGAGGAGCUGAGGCAGAGCGGGGAGGCCAGGUUCGCGCACCUGAGCGAGGAGCUCCACGUGCUGAUCGAGGUCUUCGCACCGCCCGGGGAGGCCUACUCCCGCAUGAGCCACGCCCUGGAGGAGAUCAAGAAGUUCCUCGUUCCUGACUACAAUGAUGAGAUCCGACAGGAGCAGCUGCGGGAACUCUCCUACCUGAACGGCUCCGAGGAUGCCACGCGCGGCCGGGCCCUACGGGGCCGCGGCAUCCGAGUGCCCCCCACGGCUCCUGCCAGGGACCAUGGUGGUGCCAUUCCUCCCCCCCUGCCUGGCCGAGGUGCCCAAGCCCCCAGAGGAGCACCAGUGAGCCGUGGAGCCCUCCCAGUGCCCCCCGUGGCAAGGGGCGUCCCCACCCCCCGGACAAGGGGUACCACAGCUGUCCUGGGCUACAGAGCACCCCUGCCAUCUGCCGCCUAUGAGGACUAUGGCUAUGAGGAUGGCUAUGGGGGCGACUAUGAGGACCCCAGCUAUGAGGCAUAUGACAGCAGCUACGCCACCCCCGCACAGAGUGUGCCUGACUAUUAUGACUACGGCCCCAGGGUCAGCGAGGAGGCCUACGGCAGCUACGCACCAGAAGAAUGGGCCACAACCCGUUCCAGCCUAAAGGCACCACCUGCAAGGUCAGCCAGAGGGGGUUACAGGGAACACCCCUAUGGUAGAUAUUGA
This is a messenger RNA of Indicator indicator, 1041 nucleotides long. RefSeq names its product KH RNA binding domain containing, signal transduction associated 2 (gene KHDRBS2). Gene Ontology annotation, biological process: regulation of alternative mRNA splicing, via spliceosome. The record is from RefSeq and is a predicted model, not a curated record. The transcript has 9 exons. Gene Ontology annotation, cellular component: nucleus. Gene Ontology annotation, molecular function: poly(A) binding; mRNA binding. Lineage: Eukaryota; Metazoa; Chordata; Aves; Piciformes; Indicatoridae. The coding region runs from base 1 to 1041 and encodes 346 amino acids.